Molecule: messenger RNA, 288 nt
Organism: Protopolystoma xenopodis
Lineage: Eukaryota; Metazoa; Platyhelminthes; Monogenea; Polystomatidea; Polystomatidae
Source: the annotation of a GenBank genome assembly
AUGGCGAACGAAAGCUCAACCCGUCUUCGCCCGAAGCCUUGGAAGAUGUCUUGUGAACUGCAUCAACCUGAAUGUCGUAUUAAUGCCAAACGGAGGCAGUACAAUGCAAAUCAGCCGACUUCUUCUGGUGAGGUUGACGUGCGAAUCACUUCAUCAUUUACUUCCAUGCGAAAUGAAAGUUUUCACAUCAAUCUUAUCCCAACAGAUUCUUCGAAGCUCCAAUGGCAAGAAUCAUGUGACUUGCUGGCAGAAAGACCAGCGGCAUUCGAAUGCAGCAGCCAAGACUAG